Molecule: messenger RNA, 2478 nt
Organism: Xiphophorus couchianus (Monterrey platyfish)
Lineage: Eukaryota; Metazoa; Chordata; Actinopteri; Cyprinodontiformes; Poeciliidae
Product: phytanoyl-CoA hydroxylase-interacting protein-like
Exons: 6
Coding region: 801-1919 (372 amino acids)
Cellular component (GO): cytoplasm
Molecular function (GO): protein binding
Source: RefSeq, a predicted model, not a curated record
GCAAAGCAAACACUGUAUUCGCUCCUGUCAGUGGAGCGCGACCGCAAAGCGAAGCAGUGCUUCUGGAGCAGCUAAUCCUCUUAUGUAAGCGCUCAUUUAAUUCAGUUUUCAGCGUGGCCUCUAAUCCUCCAUCAGCUGUGUGUUAAUCCACAGGAGAAGAUGUCACUCUCAGGCAGCAAACGGUCAAACAUCUGCAGAUGUUCGGGACGUUUCUCAGCAGAACGGAAAUAUGAAAUGCUGCACAGUGUUGAUUUUAUUUAUUUAUUCAUUUAUUUAUUUUUACACUUAAAAAGUCGUUAUUACGGUUAUCUUCUCGUCUCCUCUGAGAAAGAGCAAUCAAUACAGCUCUCUCAGACGCAACAGAUGGAUUCAAUUCCCUAAGCUAAACACGGCAGGUGAUUAUUACUGUUCCAAAAAGUGAAAAUUGAACAUUAUUACUCCCAGACUUGCAUUUAAGCCUUUAAAAUGCUGCAAGUUUUCUGAAGGUCUUUCAGAGUUUCUCUUUGGACUUUGACUGCUAUUCCGUUCAGUUUCAGCUUAAAUACAGGCAAAGGAAUGUGUAUGCAUGAAAGAUAAAGGAAUGAAAGUAAAGUUUGUUGUUGCUGUGUCAGUGGAUGUGGAGGGAUAACAACUUCCUCUCCCUCCCUCUCUCUCUUUCUCCCUCUCUGCUCAUCAUCCCCUGAUGUCAUCAAGCACAGAAAGAGAGAGAGAAGGAGAGAGAGAUAGAGCGAGCUGCAAGCAGAGUGGUCAACUGUUUCUCCUCUUCAGGUUUUUCGGUCACCUCUCCGAGUACCAGCAGCAUGACGGAGCCUCCGAGCGGCCUGAGCAGUCCAGAUGUGGAGGUGAAGAGUCUGCAGCUGGACGACCGCCCAGAGUCAGAGUCUGCGGACAGCGGCAUCGGGGACGGGGACGAGCUGCCGGUUCCUCAGCAGAUCCUGAUCAGCAACGUCACAUGCGACUCCUUCAAGAUCAGCUGGAACAUGGAGAGCAGAGGCCAGGAUCGGAUCACGCAUUACUUUGUUGACCUGAACAAGAAGGAAGACAAGAGCUCCAACAAGUUCAAGCACAUGGACGUACCGACCAAGCUGGUGGCCAAAGCGGUUCCUCUGCCGAUGACGGUCAGAGGUCACUGGUUCCUGAGCCCUCGGACGGAAUACACCGUGGCCGUUCAGACAGCCACCAAGCAGCCUGACGGAGAAUACGCUGUUUCUGCUUGGAGCGAGAUCGUCGAGUUCUGCACAGCGGACUACUCCACCGUCCAGCUGAAGCAGCUCCUGCUGAAAGCAGAGGCCAUCGCCGGCAGGAUGCUACCAUUCACCGUCUUCUACAGAAACCAGCAGAGGGAGUACUUCCAACCAAACAGCCAAUAUUACCGCUCCAGAGAUGCUCAGUGCUGUCGCAUGCUGCCGUCAGUGAAGGACAACAGCGGCAGCCACGGCUCACCCAUCAGCGGUAAGCUGGAAGGAAUCUUCUUCAGCUGCAACACAGAGUUCAACACUGGGCGACCUCCGCAGGAUUCUCCGUACGGGCCGUACCGCUUCCAGAUCCAAGCAGACCUCCUGUUCAACCAGAACACCAACGCCUACUUUGGGGAUUUUUACUGCAUGUACACCUCGUAUCACUAUGUCAUUGUGGUCCUGGCCCCCAGUGGCUCCAAAGGGGACAUUUUUUGUAGAGGUAAGCUGCCAGCCUUGGAUAGGUCAAACAACUGCUUCCUGAGCUGCGGUGAGGAAGAGGACGGCUCGCUGUCCUUCCGUCACGCUCAGGACGUCAUCCUGGAGGUGAUCUACACGGAGCCGGUGGAUGUGUCUCUGGGGACGGUGUCACAGAUCAGCGGACACCAGCUGAUGAGCCUGUCUACCCUCAACGCCAAGAAAGACCCCAGCUGCAAGGUCUGCAACAUCAGCGUGGGACGUUAGCGGCUUCUUCAGACAGUAUGACCAGCUGACCCCAUGGUAACAAGCACAGGAGGUACUAACUGACUUUAACUCUACUGGUUACGUGCCCAGCCGAAAGGGUCCUCCCAGAAACCAGGCUCCUGGAUUGGUUCGGCAUCAGCAAGACAGCGCCCUCAUGUGGUCGCUUGGAUGAAGAUGGUGCAGGGUGGAUAAAGAAAACAUGGAAACUGCUGUUGGUUUCCUCCGCCAGUCUGUUGUUUUUAUAACCUUUUCUGUCUGUUUUUAUUGUUCCCAUGGCAAUCGAUGUCGGUUUACAAAAUAUGCAUCUAACCCCCAAAAGCUUAGAGAUUAUCAUUGCCUUAUCUUUUGUUUCAGUUGAGCUCUUCUGCAAAUUAAGUGUUUGGGUCGGGGGAGGUUGCAAAAUCGAAAUAAAAGCUAGAAACAAAACUAAUUCAAAUGGCAACAGAAGACUGUGUUUGGGUAGUUUAUGUCAGACUGUUAGUCAGUGGAGAAUAACGUCUAGAUGCUGUGAAUGUUCUGUCUUCAGAAUCAAUAAACAGAAAUGUUACCUGAAAAAAUA